Salvia miltiorrhiza (redroot sage) is the source of this 1434-nucleotide messenger RNA. RefSeq lists its product as uncharacterized. The record is from RefSeq and is a predicted model, not a curated record. The transcript is spliced from 3 exons. Bases 236 to 1282 code for a protein of 348 amino acids. Lineage: Eukaryota; Viridiplantae; Streptophyta; Magnoliopsida; Lamiales; Lamiaceae.
GCUUAGUUUGUGACGGAAUUAUUUAGUAGUUUCCGGUCUUUAACUAUUCUUCUGUCUAGUUGAAUCGGCAUAAAUUAUGUAAGCAUUACUUGUAGGGCCCACCGAAACGGCGGAAGAUAAAGAUCCUAAACUCCGCUAGCUCGAGUACAGAGUGUUGCAUUGCGCCACUUCACUCACUCUCUCAGUCUCUCUUAUCACUCCAUCUCUCUUUAUCUGUCUCAGUUCCAGCAAAACUAUGGGUCUGUGGUGUGUGCAUGCCAGAAGCAGUGGAUUUAUGCUGACGAAUUUGUUCCCGGAGAAAUCCGUUUGCUGGAGUUCAAAGAAUUAUUCGAUGAAUUCGGAGCUCCGUUCGUCAAAGCCGGAAUUUGUGCCGAGUAAUUGCAGGCGUCGAUCGGUUUCAGCUAGAGCUAUGGCGAGAAGGAGCUCCGGAAAUUCCAGUAAUUCUAAUUCGAAUUCCUCUUCUAAUUCUGGAGGAAACAGUGAUAAUUUGAAAGCUGGAGGAGAUGGAAACGAUCCAAUCGAGAAAUCUGAUGAUACAAGCUCACGGAACCCCCAAUGUAAACCCUUGGAUUGGAGAGAGUUUAGGGCGCUGCUCUAUUUUCUGGAAAGGGCUGAAAAAGCUAACGUUCAUAGCCAAGGCGAAACAUCACCCAGUCUAAAAUCUCUUCCCUCCAAGUGGGCACACCCUAUUUCAGCGCCCGAAAACGGCUGCCUCCUUAUUGCUACGGAAAAGCUAGACGGAGUCCGCUCCUUUGAGAGGACGGUAGUACUUCUUCUCAGAUCUGGAACCAGGAAUCCACAAGAGGGGCCAUUUGGGGUAGUCAUAAACAGACCCCUUCACAAAAAGAUGAAACAUAUGAAUCCCACUAACAUUGCGUUAGGGACGACUUUUGCCGACUGUUGUUUGCAUUUCGGAGGACCCCUCGAUGCCAGCAUGUUCCUGCUGAGAGCUGGGGAAACUACUGGACUUGCUGGUUUCGAGGAGGUGAUUCCGGGGGUAUAUUUUGGCUCCCGGAAUAGUUUGGAUGAAGCAUCAGCGAUAAUAGAAAAGGGAAAACUUCUGCCUCAAGAUUUUAGAUUCUUUAUGGGAUAUGCGGGAUGGCAGCUGGACCAGCUAAGAGAGGAAAUUGAAUCUGAUUACUGGCACGUUGCUGCAUGUAGUGCGAACUUGAUAUCUUGGGAAUUGCAGGAUUCUCCCUCCGACAAUUUGUGGGAAGAGAUUCUGCAGCGAAUGAGGGAUCCCUACUCGGAGUUGAGCCGCAAGCCUAAACAAGACAUCUAGUGCUUUUCUGAGCAACUUAAACUUGAAUUUAAGAUCAUGGACGGAACAUGCUCAAAUGUACAGUAUUCGACUCAAGAGUUCGUAUAAGAGUAAUUUUAUUGUUUUGUUUCUCUCCCUUCUUACUCUAUAUGAAUGAAAGUCAUGUUUAUAAA